AGUGUAUUUAAUGUUUUAAUUUUCAAACAAAAGAUAUUAAUUUGUAGAUAAUAAUGUUAAUUAAACUAAUAAUUUAUUUUUAUACAGACGAGUUGAUUCUUAAUUGUUUAUAAUUAUGAAGAUGAAAUGUGAAGGAUUAUUAGAUGGAGCAUUUUCUGAAUGCUUUUUCGUUUUUGUUAAUUAUUAGCACUUUUCAUAUUUCUUUAUUCCCGGAUGGAAUCUUAUGUGUCAAUUUUGCCAAUAAAAAAUUUUCACAUAAUUUCAUUAACCUACCUAUUAUACCGUAUAAACAUCCUCCUAUAUCAUAUAAUCCCAUAAAUAACCGCGGAUAUGAGGGAAAGGAAACUGGGUGUACGGUUGAUAAGUUUAAAUUGGAAGGAGUUCCAAGAUUAUAUGGAUGGAUGAUGGAGAACUUCUCAAGGGUUAGAACACCCUUAGAAGACUCUGAAAUUAGCAGAGGAGUUGACUACUUUUACGUCGAUAUGAAUGCUGUGAUACAUUCUGCAACUCACGGGAAUCUUUUCCCAGUUCUAAUGAUGGAAGAUCAGCAAAGAAUGAGAAGGAUAGUGACUGCAAUGUUGAAUACUUUUAAGCUUGUGAAUCCCAAGAAGAUGAUGUACAUCGGUGUUGAUGGCGUUUGUCCUUCGGCAAAAAUAAAUCAGCAGCGCACAAGAAGAUUUCGGCUCUACAAAUCCAGCUCUUCCGAUAACGAAUACUACAAAGGAGAGAAUGGAGAAAUGAAAUAUAAAGUUAAUAAAUUAAAAGUUGGAGCAUACGAUAAUGUUACAUUUAACCCAAGUUACAUAUCACCUGGGACACAGUUCAUGUCAAUGAUGGAUUCGGAAAUUAGGAACUGGAUAGCGCUUCAAAAUUAUGAAGGGACCUGGAAUGACUGCUAUAUAGUUUAUAGCGGUACAGAUGUGCCCGGUGAAGGUGAACAUAAAAUUUAUGAUACUAUUCGUAAAAUGGUGGAGUUGGAUGACAAUGUGAAAAAGUCGACACAUUUGGUAUAUGGAUUAGACGCUGAUUUAGUAAUGUUGUCGCUGAUUACAAAAUUGCCAAAAAUGUAUAUUCUAAGAGAAGAACAUAAUUUUACACCGCACAUUUUAUCAAAAGAGAAACCAAACCCCUACUUUUCCAAAGAAACAGGGCUGUUGCAUAUACAUGGGAAGGACUACAUAGACCUAAAAACUAAUAAUUAUGAAGUGUUGUCAAUGAAUGUGCUAAGAAGGACCAUGUAUUCAAGGUGUAUGAGAGUUUCUGGAACUGUAAAGAAUGAUUUGAACCGCUUUUUGUUUCACCCCAACUCGAAAAAUAGACUGUCAGACGAUUUCUCUUUACUCUCAUUCAUGGCGGGAAAUGACUUUUUACCACAUUUACCAACUGUGGAGCUGUGUAACAGUAGCUUUAACGACCUUAUAAAUAUGUACUAUAAAAUGUUGCCCAAGUUAAGAGGCUUUUUGACACAAACAUACAAAAUUAAUACGUCAAGAUUACAAUUACUAAUGAAAGAACUGUGUAAAAACGAAUUUGAGUAUUUUAAGAUGAAAGCGAUGUCUGAGAAGAUAAGUGAUUACAGUGACCCUAAGAAAUACGCGAAAUACUAUUAUGAAAAUAAGUGCGACAUUGAUUUCAAUAAUAAAAAGGCGAUUAGGAAAAUGUGUGAACAAUACAUCGAAGGGUUAUUUUGGACGUUAUCGUACUAUCACUUGGGGUGCCCAAGUUGGAAUUGGUGUUAUAAAUACCACUACGCGCCGUUGGUAUCAGACUUGGCAAAGGUUUCAGGAACUACAAUUAAGUUCUAUAAAGGGGAACCAAUAACGCCACUGGAACACUUACUAGCAAUCACACCCCCAAAUAAUUCACAACUCCUACCACCAAUAUAUAGGAGUCUGAGUGGUCCUGAAGGUAGUUUAUGUCAAUAUUUUCCAGAAGAUUUUGAAAUUUGCGAAGAUGGGAAGGAUAACGAGUGGGAACACGUAGUCAAAUUGCCGUUCCUAGAUACCAAACAUCUCUGUGAAGUUGCACGAAGCGUGAACGACGAGCUUAAAUAUAAUAACUUAUACAAGAAUAAACCAGGAUGUGUUAAUGUGUACCAUAGAAGGAAUGAUAAUAAUAAAAAAAAUUAAU
Theileria parva strain Muguga is the source of this 2130-nucleotide messenger RNA. RefSeq names its product XRN 5'-3' exonuclease N-terminus family protein (gene XRN4). The transcript is spliced from 16 exons. Lineage: Eukaryota; Apicomplexa; Aconoidasida; Piroplasmida; Theileriidae. Gene Ontology annotation, cellular component: nucleus. Gene Ontology annotation, biological process: nuclear-transcribed mRNA catabolic process. Gene Ontology annotation, molecular function: 5'-3' RNA exonuclease activity; RNA binding. The coding region runs from base 144 to 2129 and encodes 661 amino acids. The record is from RefSeq and is a predicted model, not a curated record.